AUGAGCAGGCACAGCUGGUUCCCCUUGCAAUACAUCCCCAAGCCCUUCUGGAGAGCAGAGAACCACAGCACAACCAACUUCUUCUCUGCACUCUACAGCUUCCCCAACCAAUCCUUCUUCCACAGCGACUUGGACCUGGAGGACCUGGGGGACUUUGGCAGCGGGGCCAGGUACGAGGGCGAGUCCCAGAGCCAGACAGUGAAGGCACUGCUGAUCGUCGCCUACUCUGUGAUCAUCUGCAUCUCGCUCUUUGGCAACACCCUGGUGUGCCAUGUGGUGGUCAAGAGCAAGAGGAUGCACUCUGCCACCAGCCUCUUCAUCGCCAACCUGGCUGUUGCUGAUGUGAUGAUCACCAUUCUGAACACGCCGUUUACACUGGUGCGGUUCGUGAGCAGCACAUGGGUGUUCGGAGAGCUGAUGUGCCACGUCAGCAGGUUCGUCCAGUACUGCUCUGUCCACGUGUCCGUGCUGACCCUCGCUGCCAUCGCCCUGGACCGGCAUCAGGUGAUUAUGCACCCUCUAAAGCCACGCAUGUCCCUGGUGAAAGGAGGGAUCUGCAUCCUCAUCAUCUGGGUCAUGGCCAGCUGCUUCUCGCUGCCUCACGCCAUCUAUCAGACUCUGACCAGAUUUUACAUCGGAAACAGGACCAUCCGAACAGUGUGCCUCCCCAGCUUCCCUCCUCCUGCCGAUCUCUUCUGGAAGUAUUUGGACUUGACUACGUUUGUCCUCUUGUAUGUCCUGCCCUUGCUUGUGAUCUCCGUCACAUACACCACAGUGGCCAAGAAGCUCUGGCUGCGCAAUGCCAUCGGGGACGUCACCAUGGAGCAGUACUACGCCCAUCGGCGGAAGAAGAAGAUGACGCUGAAGAUGCUGAUGGUGGUGGUGGUUGUGUUUGCCGUGUGCUGGUUUCCCCUGAACUGCUACGUGGUGCUGAUCUCUUGCAGGGCCAUCCACAGCAGCAACGCUCUGUACUUUGCUUUCCACUGGUUCGCCAUGAGCAGCACCUGCUACAACCCCUUCAUCUACUGCUGGCUGAACGAGAGCUUCCGUGCCAAGCUCAGGGCUCUGCUCUGCCUCUGCCCGUGGGCGCCGCGG
Messenger RNA from Acanthisitta chloris (rifleman), 1095 nucleotides. Its product is annotated as probable G-protein coupled receptor 83. The annotation marks the transcript as partial. The transcript is spliced from 4 exons. Gene Ontology annotation, cellular component: membrane. Gene Ontology annotation, molecular function: neuropeptide Y receptor activity. NCBI's taxonomy places the organism in Eukaryota, Metazoa, Chordata, Aves, Passeriformes, Acanthisittidae. Gene Ontology annotation, biological process: neuropeptide signaling pathway. The record is from RefSeq and is a predicted model, not a curated record.